Messenger RNA from Salmo salar (Atlantic salmon), 1026 nucleotides. RefSeq names its product insulin-like 3 (Leydig cell) (gene insl3). Gene Ontology annotation, molecular function: G protein-coupled receptor binding; hormone activity. The record is from RefSeq and is a predicted model, not a curated record. Gene Ontology annotation, cellular component: extracellular region. Lineage: Eukaryota; Metazoa; Chordata; Actinopteri; Salmoniformes; Salmonidae. Gene Ontology annotation, biological process: adenylate cyclase-inhibiting G protein-coupled receptor signaling pathway.
CACAUCCCUCCUCACCUCAUCGUACCAUACUCGCUGCAUCGAUUUGCUGUUUGUGUGAUUUACUUGGGCGCAAACACCCUCAUCAACAUCAUGGAUGCUAAGUGUCUUGUGUCUCUUGUGGUAGUUCUCAUGGUUGGGGUGUAUGGGACCCACGGGCAGGAUGCCAGGGUGAAGCUGUGUGGGAGAGAGUUUAUCCGUAUGGUAGUCACAUCGUGUGGGAGCUCCAGACUGAAGCGCUCCACUCCGGAGCUUGGACAACACCCCGUCAACCACCACAGGGUAAUUCUGGAUUGGCUGAACAGCAAUCAAUUUGCCAACCUGAGGACUUCAGAGACUGGUGAAGAUGUGGUGACACAGCAAGAUGACCAGGACUCCACAGAGAGCAUGACAGAAGACCAGCAGACCCAUCCAGGGUUUCCCAGCACACCUCCACAGGUCCAAGUGGACAUGGAGCCUUCAACCGUCCCUCUGGGAUACACCGUGUCCUCCCGUACCCGCCGAGACGUGGGGCCUGCUGGGGUAUGCUGCCGAUCCGGCUGCACCAUGAGCGAACUGGUCCAGUAUUGCUAAGCUAUAGCUAAUGCUAGGCAAGAGUAACAUUUCACAAGGAAUUGUUGGUCAGCCAUUGCAAGGAUGGAUUAGGUUAAAAUCAGGCUUAUUUACAUUUGUUGGGAUGUUUGAAGGGCCAUUUUGCAGUUGCCAAACCUUUGCAUUAGAGCUAAUGCAGUUAGUUCUACUGAAAUGUUUUACUAAAAUGUUCAUGUUGUUUUCUUGAUAUCAUGAAUUGUGUGUUAAUCUAAUCGUUAGAAUAUUGUUGCGGAAUGACUUGUGUAAUGACAAAAUCAAGACAAAAAGAAUGUUGUCGAAAGAGGCUUUAAUUAUAAUAAUAAUUUUUAUUUUAUCAUAUUAAUAUUAUACUUGAUUCUCACCUGCACAAUGAAGGACAACAAAGAAUGCCAAAUGAGAGUUGUCAAGAAACCUUCCUGUUCACCUUGAAUCACAAUGUAAUAAAGCUUUUGAAGAUCA